This is a messenger RNA of Coregonus sp. 'balchen', 18227 nucleotides long. NCBI's taxonomy places the organism in Eukaryota, Metazoa, Chordata, Actinopteri, Salmoniformes, Salmonidae. The record is from the annotation of a GenBank genome assembly.
CAACGUCUUCUGACGUUUCGCAGUAGAAUCCAGGAAGUGAAGAGUCGCUUGUUGUUUUUGUCUGAUUGAUAGCUAGCUGCCUUCUCACAUUUUAUUUGUUACUUUUCGCUGGCCGAAAAUGGCGACUUUUAUUUCUGUCCCGUUAAAGAAGUCGUCUGAAGUCGACCUAGUUAAACCGCUCUCGAAAUUUGUUACGGCGUCAUACCCGACGGGCGAGGAUCAAGCUGAGUACAUCCGAUCUGUGGAGGAGUUGAACAAGCUGCGCAAGAGUGCUCUGGGGAGGCCGCUCGACAAACACGAAAGCUCGCUGGAAAUCCUCAUGAGGUUAGAAAUACUACCAGACUAACGUAACUAGCUAACUCCAGUUAGCCAUCUAACAGUUAGCUAGCUAUUUCACCUGUGCGGAAAGGGCUAGGCUGCUAAUUAUAACUCCAUUGCCGCACCCUGAAAUUCUCGGAAGCACUUUUUCCUUUUGAAUCAUGUGUUUAACAAUUUAUGACAAGUUAACGCAUUGACAAUCAAUCAAUGUCCAUAUGAUGUUACUGUAAUUGCUCAAUAACGAGUUCCCCAUGUGAAAUGAACCUGCUGUCAAUUAGCAAAGUAGCUACCUAGCUUGUUUAGCUAGCUAGUUGGCUAACUUUUAUGUUAGCCAAUUCAAAUAAACGUUAGCAUAAAACAGUGACAAUUAAGUAAUGGCUAUUUCCUUGCCAGAAGUUACCGACCCUACACUUACGCUUGUUUACAGUGAGGUGCACUGGGGUCAGAACGCAAUCAUGGUUACAUUAAGACACCAUAAAGCCUGUGCGAGAUAUGGGGAUUGGAUAUACCACUGUACUCCAAAAUGUACCUUUAUCCACAUUGCUCCAUCGAGAGGAUUGAAAAAUGCCCUUUAGUCCUCAUUCUAACAAUGCGCAGCCAUUUUGCUAACUAGCAUGAAAAGGGCAGUUUUCUGGGAAAACUAGCAGUAUUUGAAUCUUCUCUAUGGAGCAGUGUGGAUAAAGGUAACAUGUGGAUUACAGUGGCAUAUCCCAUCCCUGCAUUGAGGUACUUUGUCAGCUCCACGGUGUCUUAAUGUAACCAUGGUUGCGUUCAGACCACAGUGCAUGAGUCAGUUUGACCAGGCAAUAUCAAAUUUCAAUGUGUCAUUGUCAAAUUCUCUAACUUCAUCAAACCCAUGAAGACCAAUUACAAAAUCUCCAUGUUUCUAGCUAGUGUUUGUUGUUAUGUUAUUACAACAUUAUACAAGUAACGUUAGUUUCAGGAGGGUUAUGUGGGGGAGGUUUCAGGAUGUCUAACAUUAUCUCCUGUGCAAUAAAGACUCAGACCUCUUGGAAGGUCCCUCACUAUAGCUUCUUGAUAGAUACUCAACUGAACCAAGAUCUAGGUGGGAGGAUGCAACACGACAUAACUUUCAGAAUAGAAAUAGGCUAUGCUAUAUCAUGUACAUAUAAUAUAGUCCACCUGCCUGCCUCGGAGGCACUAUUCAGCUAAAUCCGAGCCAUCUCAUCUAAAAAGAAUACCCCCAACCCACACUGGGAGAUGGUAGGGAUGUUUUGCAUAGAGUUCCAUGGAGGAAACGGGACUGCUAUUUGGUUAACAAACCUCCUCUACUCUACCAAAGAAGAUGUCUCCAGUCCCCUGUGAUAUUACCACACGCAUUUUGGAGUGAUGACCUAUUUACUUUUCUGACUUUCUAUCCUCAGUUUCUCCAGCCAGUCAUCUAUUCUAUACAGUAGGCUACAAGUGACAUGAGCAGGAUUUAGACUUUGCUCCCCUGUAUAGAGUCAAUUGACUAAUAGUUUAGCCUUGUAUUGUCCACAGAGCAUUAUUUAAUACUAGUGUGUUAAAAUAGAGCCUUAGCAUCUCUGUUUGCUCUAAGGAGUGUUUGCUGGAGGAACUUAUUCAAUGUUAGCAUAGGUUUGCUAGCUACAAGGUGGUAUAGGGUCAUGCUAUUGCUGUCCUAUGUUAGCAUUCUGGCUAUGCUUUGCUAUACAGAGUUGGUAGGUGCCUAGGAGGUUAAUCUUAGCAUUGUAGCCUCUUCUUGGCUCUCAGCUCAUGUACAGAGCGAGCCAAGUAGCUAUGGCAACGGGCCUUGUAUUCCAUAUCCCUUUCACAGCCCUGCAGACACAGCCAUUGUGUCAGCAGCACUAGUCUAGUCACCAGCAGACCUGGCUGGGACAGAAUUGUACAAAUAAUUUGUUUUCCAUCAAAUACUUGAGGUGCGCACUUUCCACAUUAACUACCCCGGUGUAAUGGAACAAAUAGAAAUGUACCCCGGAAAUGCAAACUCUGUAUGUACGUACUUUAUUACUUUACAGCCUUAUUCUAAAAUGGAUAAAAUAAAAUACAUUCCUGAUCAAUCUACACACAAUACCCCAUAAUGACAAAGCGAAAACAGGUUUUUAGACAUUUUUGCAAAUUUAUUAAAAAUAAAAAGUAUUCACUAUUCAGACCCUUUGCUAUGAGACUUGAAAUUGAGCUCAGGUGCAUCCUGUUUCCAUUGAUCAUCCUUGAGAUGUUUCUACAACUUGAUUGGAGUCCACCUGUGUUCAAUUCAAUUGAUUGGACAUGAUUUGGAAAGGCACACACCUGUCUACAGUACCAGUCAAAAGUUUGGACACACCUACUCAUUCAAGGGUUCUUCUUUAUUUUUUACUGUUUUCUACAUUGUAGAAUAAUAGUGAAGACAUCAAAACUAUGAAAUAACACAUGGAAUCAUGUAGUAACCAAAAAAGUGUUAAACAAAUCAAAAUAUAUUUUAUAUUUGAGGUUCUUCAAAUAAGCCACCCUUUGCCUUGAUGACAGCUUGGCACACUCAUGGCAUUCUCUCAACCAGCUUCACCUGGAAUGCAUUUCCAACAGUCUUGAAGGGGUUUCCACAUAUGCUGAGCACUUGUUGGCUGCUUUUCCUUCACUCUGCCUUCCAACUCAUCCCAAACCAUCUCAAUUGGGUUGAGGUCGGGGGAUUGUGGAGGCCAGGUCAUCUGAUGCAGCACUCCAUCACUCUCCAUCUCGGUAAAAUAGCCCUUACACAGCCUGGAGGUGUGUUGGGUCAUUGUCCUGUUGAAAAACAAAUGAUAGUCCCACUAAGCCCAAACCAGAUGGGAUGGCGUAUCGCUGCAGAAUGCUGUGGUAGCCAUGCUGGUUAAGUGUGCCUUGAAUUCUAAAUAAAUCAGACAGUGUCACCAGCAAAGCACCAUAACACCACCACCUCCAUGCUUUAUGAUGGGAACUACACAUGCAGAGAUCAUCCGUUCACCCACACCACGUCUCACAAAGACACGGCUGUUGGAACCAAAAAUCUCCAAUUUGGGCUCCAGACCAAAGGACAAAUUUCCACCUGUCUAAUGUCCAUUGCUCGUGUUUCUUGGCCCAAGCAGGUCUCUUCUUCUUAUUGAUGUCCUUUAGUAGUGGUUUAGUGUUUUUUUUUGCAGCAAUUCGACCAUGAAGUCCUGAUUCACACAGUCCCAUCUGAACUGUUGAUGUUGAGAUGUGUCUGUGACUUGAACUCUGAAGCAUUUACACUGCUCAAAAAAAUAAAGGGAACACUUAAACAACACAAUGUAACUCCAAGUCAAUCACACUUCUGUGAAAUCAAACUGUCCACUUAGGAAGCAACACUGAUUGACAAUAAAUGUCACAUGCUGUUGUGCAAAUGGAAUAGACAACAGGUGGAAAUUAUAGGCAAUUAGCAAGACACCACCAAUAAAGGACUGGUUUUGCAGGUGGUGACCACAGACCACUUCUUAGUUCCUAUGCUUCUUGGCUGAUGUUUUGGUCACUUUUGAAUGCUGGCGGUGCUUUCACUCUAGUGGUAGCAUGAGACGGAGUCUACAACCCACACAAGUGGCUCAGGUAGUGCAGCUCAUCCAGGAUGGCACAUCAAUGCGAGCUGUGGCAAGAAGGUUUACUGUGUCUGUCAGCGUAGUGUCCAGAUCAUGGAGGCGCUACCAGGAGACAGGCCAGUACAUCAGGAGAUGUGGAGGAGGCCGUAGGAGGGCAACAACCCAGCAGCAGGACUGCUACCUCCGCCUUUGUGCAAGGAGGAAGCAGGAGGAGCACUGCCAGAGCCCUGCAAAAUGACCUCCAGCAGGCCACAAAUGUGCAUGUGUCUGCUCAAACGGUCAGAAACAUACUCCAUGAGUGUGGUAUGAGGGCCCGACGUCCACAGGUGGGGGUUGUGCUUACAGCCCAACACCGUGCAGGACGUUUGGCAUUUGCCAGAGAACACCAAGAUUGGCUAAUUCGCCACUGGCGCCCUGUGCUCUUCACAGAUGAGCACAUGUGACAGACGUGACAGAGUCUGGAGACGCCGUGGAGAACGUUCUGCUGCCUGCAACAUCAUCCAGCAUGACCGGUUUGGCGGUGGGUCAGUCACGGUGUGGGGUGGCAUUUCUUUGGGGGGCCGCACAGCCCUCCAUGUGCUCGCCAGAGGUAGCCUGACUGCCAUUAGGUACCGAGAUGAGAUCCUCAGACCCCUUGUGAGACCAUAUGCUGGUGCGGUUGGCCCUGGGUUCCUCCUAAUGCAAGACAAUGCUAGACCUCAUGUGGCUGGAGUGUGUCAGCAGUUCCUGCAAGAGGAAGGCAUUGAUAUUAUGGAUUGGCCCGCCGUUCCCCAGACCUGAAUCCAAUUGAGCACAUCUGGGACUUCAUGUCUCGCUCCAUCCACCAACGCCACAUUGCACCACAGACUGUCCAGGAGUUGGCGGAUGCUUUAGUCAAGGUCUGGGAGGAGAUCCCUCAGGAGACCAUCCGCCACCUCAUCAGGAGCAUGCCCAGGCGUUGUAGGGAGGUCAUACAGGCACGUGGAGGCCACACACACUGAGCCUCAUUUUGACUUGUUUUAAGGACAUUACAUCAAAGUUGGAUCAGCAUGUAGUGUGGUUUUCCACUUUAAUUUUGAGGGUGACUCCAAAUCCAGACCUCCAUGGGUUGAUAAAUUUGAUUUCCAUUGAUCAUUUUUGUGUGAUUUUUGUUGUCAGCACAUUCAACUAUGUAAAGAAAAAAGUAUUUAAUAAGAUUAUUUCAUUCAUUCAGAUCUAGGAUGUGUUAUUUUAGUGUUCCCUUUUUUUUUUUGAGCAGUGUAUUUUGGCUGCAAUUUCUGAGGCUGGUAACUAAUGAACUUAUCCUCUGCAGCAGAGGUAAGUCUGGGUCUUCCAUUCCUGUGGCGGUCCUCAUGAGAGCCAGUUUCAUAAUAGCGCUUGAUGGUUUUUGUGACUGCACUUGAAGAAACUUUCAAAGUUCUUGAAAUGUUCCAUAUUAACUGACCUUCAUGUCUUAAAGUAAUGAUGGACUGUCGUUUCUCUCUGCUUAUUUGAGCUGUUCUUGCCAUAAUAUGGACUUGGUCUUUUACCAAAAUAGGGCUAUCUUCUGUAUACCCCCCUACCUUGUCACAACACAACUGAUUGGCUUAAACGCAUUAAGAAGGAAAGAAAUUCCACAAAUUAACUUUUAAGAAGGCACACCUGUUAAUUGAAAUGCAUUCCAGGUGACUACCUCAUGAAGCUGGUUGAGAAAAUGCCAAGAGUGUGCAAAGCUGUCAUCAAGCUGCUAAAUGACUCAAAUGUAAAUGUAAAAUCAAGACAAAGGGUGGCUAUUUGAAGAAUCUCAAAUAUAAAAUAUAUUUUGAUUUGUUUAACACUUUUUUGGUUACUACAUGAUCCCAUAUGUGUUAUUUCAUAGUUUUGAUGUCUUCACUAUUAUUCUACAAUGUAAAAAAUAGUAAAAAUAAAGAAAAACCCUUUAAUGAGUAGGUGUGCCCAAACUUUUGACUGGUAGUGUAUAUAAGGUCCCACAGUUGACAUUGCAUGUCAGAGCAUAAAACCAAGCAAUGAGGUCAAAGGAAUUGUCCGUAGAGCUCCGAGGCAAGAUUGUGUCAAAGCACAGAUCUGGGGAAGGGUACCAAAACAUUUCUGCAGCAUUGAAGGUCCACAAGAACACAGUGGCCUCCAUCAUUCUUAAAUGGAAGAAGUUUAGAACCACCAAGACUCUUCCUAGAGCUGGCCGCCCGGCCAAUCUGAGCAAUCAGGGAAGAAGGUCCUUGGUCAGGGAGGUGACCAAGAACCCGAUGGUCACUCUGACAGAGCUCCAGAGUUCCUCUGUGGAGAUGGGAGAACCUUCCAGAAGGACAACCAUCUCUGCAGCACUCCACCAAUCAGGCCUUUAUGGUAGAGUGGCCAGACGGAAGCCACUCCUCAGUAAAAGGCACAUAACAGCCCAGUUGGAGGUUGCCAAAAGGCACCUAAAGACUCUCAGACCAUGAGAAACAAGAUUCUCUGGUCUGAUGAAACCAAGAUUGAACUCUUUGGCCUGAAUGCCAAGUGUCACAUCUGGAGGAAACCUGGCACCAUCCCUACGGUGAAGCAUGGUGGUGGCAGCAUCAUGCUGUGGGAAUGUUUUUCAGCAGCAGGGACUGGGAGACUAGUCAGGAUCGAGGGAAAGAUGAACGGAGCAAAGUACAGAGAUCCUUGAUGAAUACCUGCUCAGGACCACAGACUUAGGUGAAGGUUCACCUUCCAACAGGACAACAACCCUAAGCACACAGAAAAGACAACGCAGGAGUGGCGAGUCUCUGAAUGCCCUUGAAUGGCCCAGCCAGUGCCCGGACUUGAACCCGAUCUAACAUCUCUGGAGAGACCUGAAAAUAGCUGUACUGCAACGUUCCCCAUCCAACCUGACAGAGCUUGAGAAGAUCUGCAGAGAAGAAUGGGAGAAACUCCCCAAAUAGACGUGUGCCAAGCUUGUAGCUUCAUACCCAAGAAGACUCGAGGCUGUAAUCGCUGCCAAAGGCGCUUUGACAAAGUACUGAGUAAAGGGUCUGAUUACUUAUGUAAAUGUAAUAUUUCCGUUUUUUAUUACAUUUACAAACAUUUCUAAAAACCUGUUUUUGCUUUGUCAUUAUGGGAUAUUGUGUGUAGAUUGAUGGGGGGAAAAAACAAUUUUAUCAAUUUUAGAAUAAGGCUCUAACGUAAUAAAAUGUGGAAAGAGUGAAGGGGUCUGAAUGCUUUCCGAAUGCACUGUUUGUUUUGGCAUGCAGCAAACUGUGGAUAGCUUUUUUGAGUUACUGCAAAUACUUUAGGUCAGAGACCGAAUAAAAUGUUUGCGAUGCGCUCAUUAGCAGUUAGUUAGCAUUCUCUGUGGAAGUUUACAUGUACUUGUUAGCAUUGGUAACGGAUUACAGAGUAUCAGUGGGUUUUGGAAAUUGUGCCCCUUAUGUUCAGUGCCAGUAUUACCGAAUAUCCUGGAAUAGCACAAGGUUGAUAUGAGAAUCUGGAUUCCGCCCAAACCUAGUUGGUCAAUAACACAGUGUACACACCUCUAUUUUCUGUUUGGUCCAAACACUAAAAGUGUGUUCUCCCUCUUCUCCUGUAGGUACUAUGAUCAGCUGUGUGCCGUGGAGCCCAAGUUUCCCUUCUCUGAAAACCAGGUACAUAUAACCUCAUCCGGUCAAUACAAAAUACACACUGUUGCUGAGGGGAAUGCACAACAGUACAAUGGAAGACAACAAUAGAAUAAAGUACCUGUAUGUGUCUGCGUGGUACAGAGAAUUACGUCACACAUGAAACCGCUAAUAAAAAAAGUAAGGUUUGUUUGAUAAUGUUGCUAAUCUCUCUUUAUGUGUUCCUGCAGCUGUGUCUAACCUUCACAUGGAAAGAUGCCUUUGAUAAGGGCUCACUGUUCGGGGGCUCAGUCAAACUAGGUACACACACACACACACACACACACACACACACACACACACACACACACACACAAACGAGGCCUUCAGGCAUGGUUGUUCCAGUAGGUGUAGGAGCCAGUAAUAUUGUAUGAUGUGUUUUUCGUAUUUAUAAUCAUUUGUUUUGUCAUUAUUAUUGUAUAUCAUUGUUAUUAUUUUAGGCCUAUUUAUUCAUCUAAACCAGUUCUUUAAAUAUGCAAAAUAUGUUUUGUAUCAUUCUGUUGAGACAUUUUCAUUGGCUAAUUUCAGUUCGAUUUGUCUUUUUAAUUGUGUGCUCCGUAUUUAGUUAGGUUAUAAGUAUGCCUGUUGUAAAAUAAAUAUAAUUAGCAUAUUGCUGUCAUAGCCUGUUCAAAGCUUUUAAGAUUGAAAAACGUUUGCAAGUGUUUUGUUUCAUUCUGUUGAGCCAUUUUCUUUGGCCAAAUUAAGUUCCAACUGUAAUGUUGUGUUUGCCGCAAUAAUAAUAUCCUGCUUGUAUUUUCCCUAUAAACAACGGCUAGACUUACUUUUGGUGUGGCUAUUAGCCUAUUAUACUGCCGGCCUAUGAGAUGAAGGCAGUGUGUACCGGCAAUCCAACUGACUUGCACUGUUUUAGGCCUACCAGAGUUACUCCUAUAAUCUAACAAUAUAAUGCUGAUCUUUAUAAAAAAAUAUUCUGAUAGAAAAUGUAUGAAUUAGCUGUAUAUAUCUGUAUAGCAGACGCAGAAGCCUUUCUGACAAGGAUAAAGAAAUGUCCUGUCGUAUUAUGCCACUGGCAUAUCUCCAUCUGUCUCUGGGGCUAGGCCUAAGCUUUUCUUUUUAUAUUUAUCUUUUAAAUAUUAAUAUCAUACAGUGGACACCUAAGCCAAUAGGCAUAUACAGUGGGGAGAACAAGUAUUUCAUACACUGCCGAUUUUGCAGGUUUUCCUACUUACAAAGCAUGUAGAGGUCUGUCAUUUUUAUCAUAGGUACACUUAAACUGUGAGAGACGGAAUCUAAAACAAAAAUCCAGAAAAUCACAUUGUAUGAUUGCAUGACAUAAGUAUUUGAUACAUCAGAAAAGCAGAACUUAAUAUUUGGUACAGAAACCUUUGUUUGCAAUUACAGAGAUCACACGUUUCCUGUAGGUCUUGACCAGGUUUGCACACACUGCAGCAGGGAUUUUGGCCCACUCCUCCAUACAGACCUUCUCCAGAUCCUUCAGGUUUCGGGGCUGUCGCUGGGCAAUACGGACUUUCAGCUCCCUCCAAAGAUUUUAUAUUGGGUUCAGGUCUGGAGACUGGCUAGGCCACUCCAGGACCUUGAGAUGCUUCUUACGGAGCCACUCCUUAGUUGCCCUGGCUGUGUGUUUCGGGUCGUUGUCAUGCUGGAAGACCCAGCCACGACCCAUCUUCAAUGCUCUUACUGAGGGAAGGAGGUUGUUGGCCAAGAUCUUGCGAUACAUGGCCCCAUCCAUCCUCCCCUCAAUACAGUGCAGUCGUCCUGUCCCCUUUGCAGAAAAGCAUCCCCAAAGAAUGAUGUUUCCACCUCCAUGCUUCAGGGUUGGGAUGGUGUUCUUGGGGUUGUACUCAUCCUUCUUCUUCCUCCAAACACGGCGAGUGGAAUUUAGACCAAAAAGCUCAAUUUUUUUCUCAUCAGACCACAUGACUCCCAUUCCUCCUCUGGAUCAUCCAGAUGGUCAUUGGCAAACUUCAGACGGGCCUGGACAUGCGCUGGCUUGAGCAGGGGGACCUUGCGUGCGCUGCAGGAUUUUAAUCCAUGACGGCGUAGUGUGUUACUAAUGGUUUUCUUUGAGACUGUGGUCCCAGCUCUCUUCAGGUCAUUGACCAGGUCCUGCCGUGUAGUUCUGGGCUGAUCCCUCACCUUCCUCAUGAUCAUUGAUGCCCCACGAGGUGAGAUAUUGCAUGGAGCCCCAGACCGAGGGUGAUUGACCAUCAUCUUGAACUUCUUCCAUUUUCUAAUAAUUGCGCCAACAGUUGUUGCCUUCUCACCAAGCUGCUUGCCUAUUGUCCUGUAGCCCAUCCCAGCCUUGGGCAGGUCUACAAUUUUAUCCCUGAUGUCCUUACACAGCUCUCUGGUCUUGGCCAUUGUGGAGAGGUUGGAGUCUGUUUGAUUUGCUCGCAUCCGUUACAAGACCAUGGUGCUUGCCUAUGGAGCAGUGAGGGGAACGGCACCUCCGUACCUUCAGGCUCUGAUCAGUCCCUACACCCAAACGAGGGCAUUGCGUUCAUCCACCUCUGGCCUGCUGGCUCCCCUUCCUCUGCGGAAGCAUAGUUCCCGCUCAGCCCAGUCAAAACUGUUCGCUGCUCUGGCACCCCAAUGGUGGAACAAGCUCCCUCACGACGCCAGGACAGCGGAGUCACUCACCACCUUCCGGAGACAUUUGAAACCCCACCUCUUUAAGGAACACCUGGGAUAGGAUAAAGUAAUCCUUCUACCCCUCCCCCCCCCAAAAAAAAAAAAAAAAGUAUAAUUGUAAAGUGGUUAUCCCACUGGCUAUAGGGUGAAUGCACCAAUUUGUAGUCGCUCUGGAUAAGAGCGUCUGCUAAAUGACGUAAAUGUGCCCUUGAGCAAGGCACUUAACCCUAAUUGCUCCUGUAAGUCGCUCUGGAUAAGAGCGUCUGCUAAAUGACUAAAAUGUAAAAUGUAAAUGAUUGAGUGUGUGGACAGGUGUCUUUUAUACAGGUAAUGAGUUCAAACAGGUGCAGUUAAUACAGGUAAUGAGUGGAGAACAGGAGGGCUUCUUAAAGAAAAACUAACAGGUCUGUGAGAGCCGGAAUUCUUACUGGUUGGUAGGUGAUCAAAUACUUAUGUCAUGCAAUAAAAUGCAAAUUAAUAACUUAAAAAUCAUACAAUGUGAUUUUCUGGAUUUUUGUUUUAGAUUCCGUCUCUCACAGUUGAAGUGUACCUAUGAUAAAAAUUACAGACCUCUACAUGCUUUGUAAGUAGGAAAACCUGCAAAAUCGGCAGUGUAUCAAAUACUUGUUCUCCCCACUGUAUAUGCAUGCAAUGUCGUUAUGCAUUUGUUGCUCAAAUCUCCGACAGCUGAACUGUAAGGUGGACAAUUUUAUAUUUUAGGAAAGUAAAAACCAAAAAAACAAUAGACUAUAAAGCUUUGCAUAUGCUAAACAUCAAAACGCAAGGAAUAGUGUUUUUGUAAUUUGUUAAAAGGCUGGUUUUAAGGACACGUAAAUGUGGCUCAUUUGGCCAAUAUCCCUAGUUUAUUGAUGGCGCUGACUGCGUGGGUGGACACCCUAAUGGGUUACGCACCCAAUGCAUACGGACGACCGGUACAUUUCUCGAAUGUCAGAGAAAUUAAAUAUUUCAGGUCACUAUGUCCGGCGCCAAAUUUUCCUAAUGGAAACCCUGCAACAUACCUAAAUGAUUGCCUGUCUUUUUUUCUUUUUUUUCACCUUUAUUUAACCAGGUAAGCCAGUUGAGAACAAGUUCUCAUUUACAACUGCGACCUGGCCAAGAUAAAGCAAAGCAGUGCGAUAAAAAAACAACAACACAGAGUUACAUAUGGGGUAAACAAAACAUAAAGUCAAAAAUACAACAGAAAAUAUAUAUAUACAGUGUGUAGCACACGCCAGCCCAGCUUUGUCUCGCACCUCUCGCUGUAUCUCGCUAACACUAUUGUGAGGUAUGUCAGCCUCAUGCCUGAAGCAUGAUGAACAGGAAUGGCUGUGUAUUUGUAUAAUGUGUGUGUCUGUGUGUUUUAGCCCUGGCCAGUCUGGGCUAUGAGAAGACGUGUGUGUUGUUCAAUGGAGCAGCGUUGGCCAGUCAGAUCGCUUCAGAACAGAACCUGGACAGCGAUGAAGGACUGAAGGCCGCAGCCAAAUACUACCAGGUACUACUAUAGUAAUACUACCAGGUUCUAUAGUAACACUACUAUUUAUACCACAUCUAAUUACUACAGUACUACUAAUACUACAGCCAAAUACUACCAAAAUCUAUAGUACUUCUAUUACCACCAGGUAUUACUACAGUACUGCUAAUGAUAUUACAGCCAAUUACUACCUUUUAUUAUAGUAAUACUUAAAUACUACUUAGUAAUAAUAUAACCAAUACCCUCGCCCCUCUGUCUGUGUCUCUAUCCAUCUCUCUCUGUCAUACUGUCUCUCCCUCUUUCUACCACCCCCCCUCCAGUUGGCGAGUGGAGCAUUUGGUCACAUUAAGGACACAGUGCUGUCGGCUCUGAACAGAGAGCCUACUAUGGACAUAUCUCCUGAGACCGUAGGAACCCUCAGUCUCAUCAUGCUGGCUCAGGCACAGGAAGUCUUCUUUCUCAAGGCUACGUCAGGUACACACAUACGUCACACACACACAUACGUCACACACAUGCUAUACACACACUUUACACGUGUGUGUGUGCAUGAUUCGAGUAACCAUUGUAUCAUUUUCCCUACAGAUAAGAUGAAGGACGCCAUCAUCGCUAAACUGGCCAAUCAGGCAGCAGAUUUCUACAGCGACGCCAUCAAGCAGUGUCAGUACAAAGAGAACCUGCCCAAGGUAUGUAGAAGUGUGUGUGUGUGUGUGAACUUCUUACUAGACAAAUAAGGAUAACACUCAGGGUGUGGAACUUUCACUAUCUCUGUUCUGAUUGGUUGAUUACCAUACAGUCUCCAUUCUGAUUUGUUAAUCACUACCUGGGCUGUUUUCUCAUUGGUUGUUCUUGUUCACUACUUGGGCUGUAUUCUCAUUGGCGCUUUCACCGUCUGACUCCCGUUCUUAUUGGUCUCUCACUACCUAAUAAUGGGCUUCUGAAUGUGUGUUUGAAAUCUGACUGACCUGUCUUACUACUAAAAGACGCUCACACACACACACACACACACGGUCUGGGGUGGGAACACAUGGGCUGGACUUUGCAGACGCACACACUUCUCUGUAUUAUAGUUUGGGUGAAUGUUGCAGAAAGGUUAAUCACUCACUGCCUGUCCUGUUUUGUUCUCUCUCCCGUUAUCCUCCGCUCUCUGCAUGGUGGUGUGUGUGCGUGUGUUCCUGAUUGGCUUCCGUGACGUGAAACUCGUUCGUGAUUUGCUCUUGGCGGUGUUUGUGUUGUUCUUUGGUUUGCCCUUGGUUUGCCCCGUGUGUGGAUGGUUUGCCCCGUGUGUGUGCGCAUGUGUGCGCACUGCUCUGUGGUUGCUUCUCCCUGGUCAGUAUAUUUAUUUCCAGGAGGUGUUUCCGGUGCUGGCAGCUAAACACUGCAUCAUGCAGGCCAACGCUGAGCUGCACCAGUCUAUCCUCGCCAAGCAGAAGAAACACUUUGGGGAGGAGAUCGCUCGCCUGCAGGUACACACACACACACACACACACACACAGCGCAACCCUAACCCGGUGGUUCCUACAGUGUACCCAACCUGAAAAUGUAGUGAUUUUCCUAUGACCAAAUAAACACAACCACUCAACCAAAGUCUUCAUACUUUGUUUUCUAUUCUCUUGUUCUCUCCAUCCCUCAUCACACUAGUUAGUGGAGUCUAGCCUCCCUUUAUGAUUGACAGUGCGACGGAUCCAACUAUCAUUCACUCCUCUUGUCUCCUUCCCUCCAUCCCUGCAGCAUGCUACAGAGCUGGUGAAGACAGUAGCAUCUCGCUAUGAUGAGUACGUCAGUGUGAAAGACCUUAGUGAUAAGAUCAGCCGUGCUCUGACCGCCGCUAAGAAGGACAACGACUUCAUCUACCACGACCGCGUCCCUGAGGUCAAGGACCUGGAACACAUCGGCAAGGCAGCGCUGGUCAAGGCUACCGCAAUCACACCUCCGCUCAGCGCCAAGUUCACUGGUGAGAGAACGAGUACACACACAACCACUCAGCACCAAGUUCACUGGUGAGAGAACGAGUACACACACAACCACUCAGCACCAAGUUCACUGGUGAGAGAACGAGUACACACACAACCACUCAGCACCAAGUUCACUGGUGAGAGAACGAGUACACACACAACAACUCAGCACCAAGUUCACUGGUGAGAGAACGAGUACACACACAACAACUCAGCACCAAGUUCACUGGUGAGAGAACGAGUACACACACAACCACUCAGCACCAAGUUCACUGGUGAGAGAACGAGUACACACACAACCACUCAGCACCAAGUUCACUGGUGAGAGAACGAGUACACACACAACCACUCAGCACCAAGUUCACUGGUGAGAGAACGAGUACACACACAACCACUCAGCACCAAGUUCACUGGUGAGAGAACGAGUACACACACAACCACUCAGCACCAAGUUAACUGGUGAGAGAACGAGUACACACACAACCACUCAGCACCACUCAGCACCAAGUUCACUGGUGAGAGAACGAGUACACACACAACCACUCAGCACCAAGUUAACUGGUGAGAGAACGAGUACACACACAACCACUCAGCACCAAGUUCACUGUUGUGGGACACACACAUUCUGUCACACACGCUUUUGCUUUUUGUGUAGAUGUCUAAUAGAAUUUGCAAAUGUGUGGGUUAGUUUCUGACGUGUGUGUGUGUGUGUCUCUCUGUAUAGACUUGUUUGAGAAGAUGGUGCCCAUGGCGGUGCAGCAGAGUAUGAGUGUGUACAGCCAGAGGAAGGCUGAGACUGUCAACAGACUGGUGGGAACCAUGAGGGAAGCUACCAACCUCUGCAACGGGUAUGGAUGUUACUUUUAUCAUUUAACAAUUGAAUAGUGUUUGGCAACUCUAUUGAUUUGAAUACAUAUAUCAAUAAAGACGACAGCGCACUGUUACAUCAUCAUACACUGAGUGUACAAAACAUUAGGAUCACCUUCCUAAUAUUGAGUUGCACCCCCUUUUGCCCUCAGAACAGCCUCGAUUCGUCAGGGCAUGGAUUCUACAAGGUGUCGAAAGCGUUCCACAGGGAUGCUGGCUCAUGUUGACUCCAAUGCUUCCCAUAGUUGUGUCAAGUUGUCUGGAUGUCUUCUGGGUGGUGGACCAUUCUUGAUACACACAGGAAACUAUUGAGCGUGAAAUACCCAGCAGUGUUGCAGUUCUUGACACAAACUGGUGCGCCUGGCACCUAGUACCAUACCCUGUUCAAAGGCACUUAAAUAUUUUGUCUUGCCCAGUCACCCUCUGAAUGGCACACAUACACAAUCCAUGUCUGUCUCAAGGCUUAAAAAUCCUUCUUUAACCUGUCUCCUCCCCUUCAUCUACACUGAUUUGAAGUGGAUUUAACAAGUGACCUCAAUAUGGGGUCCUAGCUUUCACCUGGAUCCACCUGGUCAGUCUGUCAUGGAAAGAGCAGGUGUUCUUAAUGUUUUGUAUACUCAGUGUACGUAGUCUUUAUUGGUGGUGAAAUGUGUUAAUAAUUAAACAGUGUGUUGGCAUGUCUAUAUUGAUAAUGAAUUCAUAAUUGAACAACAGUGUCCUGGCGUCUCUGAACCUGCCUGCGGCUCUGGAGGACCUGUCUGGAGAUUCUAUCCCACAAUCCAUUGUUGAAAAGGCCCACGCCAUCGUCCAGCAGGGGGGGCUGCAGAGCAUAGAACAACUGAUCCGAGACCUGCCGGAACUACUGACACGCAACAGAGAGAUCCUGGAUGAGGUAUAUACACACACACACACACACACACAUGUUCAUAUACCCAUGAUAUGUAUUGUAUAAUGUGUGUGUUUGUUUGUAGUCUCUGAAGAUGCUGGAUGAUGAGGAGUCGACAGACAGCGAGCUGAGAUCCAAGUUCAGCCAACGCUGGAACAGAACUCCCUCUGGAGACCUCUACAAACCACUUAGAGCAGGUACACACACACACACCUACUCAUGCCUACACACACAUCCAAAAACAAACAUACUGAUAGGUGUGUUGUGUACUACCUUGGAAUGAAAUGAUAUUUAUUUAUUCUUCUCUACCUCCCCUCCACCUCCGGCGGGCCAGAGGGUGGUAACUUCCGUAGUGUUUUGGACAAGGCAGUGCAGGCUGACCAGGUGGUCAAGGAGCGUUAUAACACACACUGUGAGAUGAUCGCUCUGCUCUGUAAACCUGAGGCUGAACUCACCGCUGCCAUACCUUCAGCCAACCCUGCUAAGACACUGCAGGGCAGCGAGGUGAGGGAUGGAGUGUGUGUGCUCUAACAGUGUACAUCCUUUUCGUGUGUGUGUUCUAACAGUAUGUAUUCUCCUCUCUCCCUCUAGGUUGUGAGUGUGUUGCGUUCCCAGCUGUCCCAGCUAGAGGAGGUGAAGAGAGAGAGGGAGGUGCUGGAGGCGGAGAUUAAGGGCGUGACCUUUGAUAUGUCCUCCAGCUUCCUGACGGCUCUGGCUCAGGACGGGGCCAUCAAUGAGGAGGCACUAUCAAUGAGCCAGCUGGACCAAUCAUACGGCAGCUACAGCCAGAGGGUUCAGGCCAGCCUCCGCUCUCAGGAAGAGCUGUUGGGCAAUGUGCAGGUAGGCUACACACACAGAGAGAUACGCUCGCCUAAACACACCUAUACACACUUUCCACAAAAACAUUUUUCAGAUGGCGAGAAAUGUUACGUUAUUGAUUCUCUCCUUCUCCAAUUGUUGAUUGUCUUCACCCCCAGGCAUCUCACCAGGAGUUCUCCAGUCUGAAGCAGUCCAACUCGGAGGCUAAUGAUCGUGAGGAGGUGUUGAAGAAGCUGGCCUCGGCCCACGACAGCUACGUCGAGAUCACCAACAACCUCAGAGAGGGCACCAAGGUAACUGUCGCCUAGGGAAUGGCAGGGAGGGUUGUCUCUAGGGAAUGGGUGGGUUGUCCAGGGAAAAGGAGGGCUGUUUCUAAGACAGUGUCACCCAACAAUACACAUUUUUGUUCUAACACCGGAAAAACACAACCGAUUGAACUUGACAAGGGCUUGAUGAUUGGUUGACUUUGGUUGUCUCUGUCUGACCAAUCACCUUCUCGCUCUCUGUAGUUUUACAAUGACCUCACAGAGAUCCUGCUGAAGUUCCAGAACAAGUGCAGUGACAUCGUCUUUGCCCGCAAGACAGAACGGGAUGAACUACUGAAGUAUGUGGUGGUGAUGUUGUCUCUAUAACGAUGCGUCAAUUGUUAUGAAUAUUUGUAAUAAUCACUGCAUUGUCUUAUUAAUGAAAUAUCAUUGAUUACAUCAUGUUUUUAUGUGAUUGGUGAUUCAUGUGAACUAGAAAUGACCAUGACUAGCAACUGAUGUUGGGGUCGCCGUGGUGACCGCUGACUGACAUUGCUGCUGUUGUGGUUAUCCACCCAGGGAGUUGCAGCAGAGCAUCGCCAGGGAGCCCAGCGCCCCGUCCUUCUCUGUCCCCGCCUACCAGACUAACCCCACCCCCACCGCCGCCGGACCAACCCCCGCACCUAGGACCGUCUUCGUAAGUAGCCAAUCACAGCUCGGUAGGUUGGAGGGAGGAGCCAAUCAGAGGGCAGCUCUGUGCCAAAGAGAAUUCAAUUAAACUUUCCCGGUUCACUGGGUAGGCGGAGUUUGCAUCGGGUGAAAGUGAUUACAUUGUAACCGGGCUGCCUCCCGGGUGUGUCGGGUGCCCCAUCCAAAGCCGAUGGUGAAGUUGGCUCAACAGAGUGACGUAUGUGAAGCACGUGGAGUAAUGACUUACGAUAUGACUGUUUGAUUUGAGCAGUUUUACCCAGUCGUGACGGGCCAUAGCCCGGUGCACCCCGGUUCAGCCUGAUCCAACUCCCUCAAUCACCACAGAGACAUGACUGUAAUAGUGUCUCUUAUUGUGACGUUGUAAAAAUAUCCCUUUUCAAGCAAUCAAUUAAAUGUUUAUCAGCAGUUGUCAUAAGGUUUACUAUUUAUCUAUUUUGAUUAUGAUUUUUAUUGACCUCAGAUCUUCCUCUCCCGUUCCCAGCAGCCCCAGCAGCCCCAGGCGAAGGCCCAGCCACCCGAGCGGCCCCCUCCCCCUGCGUUCACUACCCAGGCCGCCUCCGCACCAGGCAACCCUCCCAGUAACCAGCCUCAACCAGUAAACCCCCCACCCAUGGCCCCUCCCUCAAUGGCCCAGGGACCGCCUUACCCCACAUACCAGGGAUACCCUGGGUGAGUCAAUCAAAUCAAUCAAUAUCGUUAUUGUCCCAGUUGGCAGGCUGUGUGAGUUGCAGAGCUGUAACCCGUCCGUUGUUCCAGUCUCAAUUCCAUUGCAGUCUCACUUCUGUUAACUCUCUCUCUCUCUCUCUCUCUUCUAACUCUCCCUGUCUUCUCUUUCACAUACACACUAACCUCUCUUUCUGUGUCUCCAGGUAUGCCUACCAGAUGCCUAUGGGUUAUAACCCGUAUGCAGCGUACGGCCAGUACAACAUGCCCCCCACUAUGCAGCCCAACAUGCAGCCCUACGUCCCCUAUCAGCAGGCCCCAGCACCCGGACAGGGGAGCUACCCCGGGGCCGCCCCCACACAGCAGCACCCCUACAUCUACCAACAGCAGCCCCAGCAACCACCACCACAGCCAUACUACCCACAACAAUAACUACUUUAUCUAUCACUCCUCUCUCCUCCAUACCUCCCCUCUGCUAUCCCUACUCAAACCGACAGCAGAAACCAUGCUACUACCCCCAGCAAUAACUCCUCAAUCUCUCCAUCACUCUCUCCCUCCUUCC